This is a messenger RNA of Anguilla anguilla (European eel), 3005 nucleotides long. RefSeq names its product tripeptidyl peptidase I (gene tpp1). The record is from RefSeq and is a predicted model, not a curated record. Bases 120 to 1796 code for a protein of 558 amino acids. Gene Ontology annotation, biological process: central nervous system development; proteolysis. The transcript is spliced from 13 exons. Gene Ontology annotation, molecular function: serine-type endopeptidase activity; tripeptidyl-peptidase activity. NCBI's taxonomy places the organism in Eukaryota, Metazoa, Chordata, Actinopteri, Anguilliformes, Anguillidae.
CAUUGGAAUCAGCUGACAGCCACGUGAUCAUUAGGGGCACAGCUUCAUUUUGGAGUUUAGUGUUGCAUACAGAUUAUGCCUUCAGACUCGCUCGUCAACAGUUAGUCGUCCUUGCCACAAUGCAGAUACUGGUUCCAGUUUUUGCUGUACUUUGCAGCUGUCCCGUUUGGAGUACGCACCUGGAGCCUGACCAGGACACUUCGGUACCUGAGGAGUGGAGCCAUGCUGGUCGAGUUGCACCCUCAGACCGGGUGGAGCUGACUUUCGCUCUGAAGCAACAGAAUGUGGAUCGGCUGAGAGCGCUUCUGGACCAGGUGUCAGACCCAGACUCGCCGCAAUACGGGAAGUUCCUGUCUCUGGAGGAAGUGGCAUCUCUGGUACGCCCAUCUCAGUUGACUCAUAAAGUGGUGAGGAGUUGGCUACAGAGUCAUGGGGUGAAGGACUGCCAGUCCGUCGCUACAGAGGACUUCCUGCAUUGUGAAAUGACAGCCCACGUGGCGGAGAGACUGCUCCCCGGCAGCCAGUUUCACCGAUACUGGAACGGUCAGCGCUCCCUGGUGAGGUCACCGUCCCUGUAUUCUGUUCACGAGGACGUGUCCAAGCACCUGGACUUCGUGGGAGGUGUACACCGGUUCCCGCCUAAGAUGCAGGCUGUCAGCCGAGGCUGGACCAAUGGGAAGCCGCGGGAGGCGGAUUUCCACCUGGGAGUCACGCCCACGGUCCUGAGGAGUCGCUACAACCUGACGGAGGCGGACGUGGGCUCUGCAGAGAAUAACAGCCAGGCGGUGGCACAGUUCCUGGAGCAGUUCUACCACCCCGCGGACCUGGCGAUGUUCAUGUUCCUCUUGGGCCGGGGGUUCAAGCACAUGUCCGAGGUGACGCGGGUGGUGGGCACCCAGGGCGGGGGUAAGGCGGGGCUGGAGGCCAGCCUGGACAUAGAGUACAUCAUGAGCACUGGAGCCAACAUCUCCACCUGGGUCUUCACCAAUCCGGGUCGCCAUGAGUCGCAGGAGCCCUUCCUGCAGUGGAUCGUGUUGCUUAGCAACAUGUCCGCUGUGCCCUGGGUCCACACCAUCAGCUACGGCGACGACGAGGACAGCCUGGCGACCGCUUACAUGACGCGCAUCAACACCGAGUUCAUGAAGGCCGGAGUCCGGGGCAUCUCCAUGCUGUUUGCCUCCGGGGACAGUGGAGCUGGCUGUAGACACUUGACCAAAAGCAACGUGUUCAGGCCAAGCUUUCCUGCAUCUAGUCCCUACGUGACCACAGUGGGUGGGACGGCCCUCAAGAACCCUUUCGCAAUGUCCUACGAGGUUACGGACUACAUCAGUGGGGGCGGGUUCAGCAACGUAUUCGCAAUGCCCAACUACCAGGUCAGCGCUGUGAAUGGCUAUCUGAAGACUAUGCAGGCCCUUCCCCCCAGCACCUACUUCAACACCAGCGGCAGGGCCUACCCAGACAUAGCUGCUCUUUCCGACAACUACUGGGUAGUCAGCAAUAGAGUGCCCAUCCCCUGGGUGUCUGGCACCUCUGCCUCCACUCCAGUUGUGGGAGGGAUGCUCUCGCUGAUAAACGACCAGCGCUUCCUUAAAGGCCUGCCCUCCCUCGGCUUCCUCAACCCCCGUCUGUACAAGCUGCUGGGCCAGGGCCUCUACGACGUGACCGACGGAUGCCACCUGGGGUGCCUGGAUGAGCAGGUGGAGGGGAAGGGUUUCUGCGCGUCACCGUCAUGGGACCCUGUCACUGGCUGGGGAACACCCAAUUAUCCUGCACUACUGGCAGCUCUCCUGGAUUAGCAAUUCCCUGAGCUGCACAUGGGCACACCAUUGCUCCUUCCAUCUUUCUGCAAUACCCAAUCAUAUCACUUCUCUCACUGACCCAUGCAACUCACUUGGCUUUAAUCCUUUAACAUGAGAUCAUAUUUCGUGGAAAUCUACAGGUAAAUUAUGUGUAUAAGAACUAAAACAUCACCUACACGUUUUACUGCAUUCCUUAAUUUAAUAUCAGACUAUAAAUGUGUACAGUUACUCCGGCAGUCCAUUGCAUUAUAUUGAGAAUGAGCCAUUUAAAAUUAGCCAGUGAGCAAAAUCAACAUUUGUGCCUGUUUGUUAGUCCGUCAGGAUGGAGUCUAUACUGUAAAGCUGUGGCUGCCCUUGGGUAAUCGGCAUGCAGGGAUUGUGCUAUAUUUUAAAGAAAUUCUAUUUUAAUGGUUUCAUUGAUUGGUAGAAAUUGGCAGGAAUGCCACAAAAUAUGGUUUUCAACUUUUAAAGGUGUCACUUUAUAUUCUGUAAUGCCAUCUGUCAAUUAGCCCAAUUUAGAUGUGAGGAAAUGCUGUGUUUUUUAUGUCGUGUUGGCAUUAAGCACUGCCUUUGAAAGGCUUUGCUUCAGUGCUCCCUCCCUGCAGAAUAUCGAUUAUCUCCUUGUAGUUUUUGCGAGACAAUUUUUACUCUAACCAGCACCUCUUACUUGAAAAAAGUGAUUUAAGAAAUCACUUUUGAAAGUGUUUUGUGCUUGUUAUGAAAUGCACUGAAUUCUUUCAAAUGACAGAUUAAUCUACUACAUGAUUUGAAGUGUAUGGAAUGAUAGUGUUUGUGACGGAACGUGUGAUGAAGACUGUAAGGCUGAUGGGACGUGUGAUGGAGGCUGUAUAAUUUUAAUCAGGAACGCUACAGUGACCUAUUUCAGCGCCAGCAACACAUUUUUAAAAUUGUUUUCUAACUGAAAACACACCACAUAAUAUUUUUUGUAACAGCAUUUCGCGGAAUUGUCCCAAUAAACACAUUUGUUGGGUCAGUAUGUUAUUGCUUUGAGUUCUGAUAAUUGGUAAUAUGCAAUCAGUCGUGUACAGUAAAAACUGCUUGCCUGCAAAUGUUUGUUGUGUAAUGUGUGUGAUUUUCAGUUUCAUUCUUUUUGCAGAUGUGUACAGGUGGAAGUAUGAGCACUGUUUCUAUGUCUACAAUGCUGCAUUGAAUUUCAAGAAAAUAAAAUUGAUUUAAAUUUUUUAA